AGCUACAGACCUCUAGCGGCAACUACUAUGUACGGUGGCCUGAAUGUUUUCGCCAAUCUUUAUUUACACAGAGACAAAGGCGGAAGUGUCGCCGCUAUGGCGGAUCUUGGAAGGCAGUUGCAGGAGUACGUGGCUCAGAAUAAAGCUGGAAAUAGUGGCAGUGCUUCCUCGGUGUCUUCAUCCUCUGGGGAGCGCUCAGAAGGGGCAUGGAAGGCCUGGCUCUCCCGUCCCAGCACUGGAUUGUCCUGGUCAUGGACUCCUGUGGAUCCAGACCCUCUGCUGCCAGGGAUGUCAGGGUCUCAGAGGCUGAUUGGAGCUGUACUAUGCGCAGGAAUGGCUGCAUUGUGUUUUGCCCUGGCGGGUCUGUAUGUGCCUCUGCUGCUGCUCCGCGCCCGGAAAUUCGCCAUGCUGUGGUCCAUGGGGUCCCUCCUGGGCCUGUGUGCUGCAGCCCUCCUGCGGGGCCCCAGUCGGCUGCUCCGAGAGCUUGAUCCAUGGCUACUGCUAUAUCUGGUGGCACUUGGUGGGACGCUGUAUUCCGCACUGGGGAUCCGCAGUACUUCUCUCACCGUGCUGGGGGCUGCUGCACAAAUCAUCACCGGAGCCGCCCUGCUGUUGGGGAUGCUCCCAGGCGGAGCCGCAGGAAGACGGUAUAUCAGUGGACUUUGUGGAAGCCUGGUGAAGAAAGGAGUCUCCAAAGCCCUUCCAGUGUGAGGAGCCACCCAUGACCACCAUGGAACCCAGGCUGAACUAAAGGCUCUGCUUUGGUGUUAAUUUUUGGAAAAGAAUCUUCAAAAUCAUACCAGUGCGAAAAGCGACCCAUAAAAUCCAAGGGAAUGCUAUGGGGCCCACGCUGGACUAAGGACUCUGCUCAGUUCAUUUUUGGAAAUUAAUCUUCAAACCCCUGCAAGUGUGGAGAGUUCCCAAUGAACACCAGGAGACCACCAUGGGACCCAUGACUGACCAAGGGCUCUGCUUUGGUUUUUUCAUUUUGGAAAGAAGUUUGCUCUCCAAAGCCCCUGUCAGUGUGAACAGUGACCAAUAAAAGAGACUGCCAUAGGACCCAUUCUGGACUAAGGGCCCUGCUCUGGUGUUAAGUUCCUGAUAUUCCAGUGUGAACCUGAGAUGACUUUAAAGCCCUGCUGUGGUUGAGACUCUUCCUGGAUUAAUCAAAAACACAAAGAGUGGCCCUCCUAAUGGUUUAACCAUUUUCCUUAACUAUGCAGUAAACUUGAGUAGUUAAAAUGGAAAUCCAGACUAACCCUAACUACUAUUAAACUGCCCCUCCUCCUU
Molecule: messenger RNA, 1290 nt
Organism: Rana temporaria (common frog)
Lineage: Eukaryota; Metazoa; Chordata; Amphibia; Anura; Ranidae
Gene: SFT2D3
Product: SFT2 domain containing 3
Exons: 1
Coding region: 28-711 (227 amino acids)
Biological process (GO): vesicle-mediated transport
Cellular component (GO): membrane
Source: RefSeq, a predicted model, not a curated record